Messenger RNA from Caenorhabditis briggsae, 348 nucleotides. The transcript is spliced from 2 exons. Bases 1 to 348 code for a protein of 115 amino acids. Lineage: Eukaryota; Metazoa; Nematoda; Chromadorea; Rhabditida; Rhabditidae. The record is from RefSeq and is a predicted model, not a curated record.
AUGUGUAAAGCCAGAAUCUUGGAGUACAAAACUUUUAAAUUUCGGAAAUUCUGGAUUUUAGAAUCUCAGAAUCUCAGAAUCUCAGAAUCUCAGAAUCUCAGAAACUCAAAUCGUAGAAUCUCAGAAUCUCAGAACUUCAGAAUCUCAGAACCUCAGAAUCUCAGAAUCUCAGAAUCUCAGAAUCUCAGAAUCUCAGAAUCUCAGAAUCUCAGAAUCUCAGAAUCUCAGAAUCUCAGAAUCUCAGAAUCUCAGAAUCUCAGAAUCUCAGAAUCUCAUAAUCUCAUAAUCUCAGAAUCUCAGAAUCCCAGAAUCUCAGAGGCUCAGAAUCCUAGAAUCUUAGAAUCCUAA